CUGUCUAUCUGUCUGUCGUGUCAUCGGUCAUCCACCAUCCUUCGUCCAACGUCGGUGCAAACAGAGCCAAUCACCCAAUCUUGUGAUCGUGAGCCGAAUACAUAGAAUAGCAACUAUCUCGACUACAACAAUAGCAACAACAGCAGCAGCAGCAUCAACAGCCGAACAGCGGAAAGAUUAGCAAGCACAUGCCACUCGACGAUGUCCAGCGCCGCCGCCUCCUCCAACAACAAAGAUAUAGUGUGGCCACCACAAACCACACAAGAUGUGCUGAACCUCACGCCUCGUAAGAACCGGCACAACUACACGAUGUCGAACCCCCCGCUCUCGCCAUCACCACUCCGACGCUCCUCGCAGCCCGCGCAAUUGGACGGCGGACCCUCCAGCGGCGACGAAGAAUCUACCGACGAGGACGAGGAGGUGCUGAAAUUGAAGCUGCUAAGGAUCGAGGCGAAGUUGAAACUCAAGCGGCUCGAGAAACAGAAAAAGAAGCGGGCGCUCGCGGCGGCGGUCGGAGGAGGUGGAGGGGGGAGAGGGAGGGCAGAGGAGAAGAAGGAAACCAAGUCGGCUGCUCCGGUCGUCGAAGUCCCCCUGUCGCCAUCCGCGAGACGGUCGCUGGCAACGCAUCCUCCUUCGCCGAAAUCGCCGUCGAGGGUCCUACUCGGUAUCGAUAGGGGCCUUACCGGGAAAGAUGUUUCGUUGCGUCGUGCGCCGCAGUAUAGGAAGCAACCGGCACCCAUUGCUAGAGCACCUUCCCCGACACGCCCCGCGAAAACAUUCAGCCAGCGACUUGCGGAGGAGCGCUCGCGCGAGAAUGAAAAGUUUGAGAAGCAGAAGAAGAUUGCUCAGACGAGGAGUAAAGGGUUUGGGUUCGAGGCCGAUGCGGAAGCGGGAGUGGGAGCGGCGGGAGGAGUGUCCACACAGGCGGCGCAGAGAGCUACACAUUCGUUCACGUCUAUCCUCUCCGGCUAUGAUCAGAACCAGCCGAAUAAUCGCCUCUCAAAAUCAUUCACGUUCACGGCCGGCGGUGGCUCCUCGCAGAAUAUAGGCCGCCCGGCCUCGCCUACCCGACCGUCGUCUGCCCCCCAUGCUGCACCCGCACCGGAAGAAUCUACCGAUGAAGCAGGCUUCGAUUCGUUUUCGGGCUUGCACCUGCUCCGGCGUGUCACCCCGCAUCCUACGGUCUCUCGGUACUUGGCGCAGAAGACCAUCUUCCAGCUGCCCGAGCUCCUCAAGACCAUCGUCUCGCCAGACUACGAACCACCAGAGGUAGAAGGCGAUUGGGUCGUUGUGGCGACCAUCUGCUCCAAGUCGGAUCCACGAAGUGUUGGCCAAAAUACUGGCGCCAAAGACACCGGCAAGAAGUACAUGGUGAUGCAGCUGACGGACUUGAAGUGGGAGAUUGAGCUCUUCCUCUUCGGCGCGGGCUUCGAACGUUUCUGGAAGCUCCCAGUCGGCACAGUCGUUGCCCUGCUAAAUCCUGGCGUCAUGAAGCCACGCAACAAGGACUCCGGCCGGUUUUCGCUCACCAUAUCCGACGACGCAGCCGACUGCCUCCUGGAAAUCGGCUUCGCGCGGGACCUUGGCUUUUGCCGCUCCACUAAGCGCGACGGGAAGCAAUGCGGCACAUGGAUCGACAAGCGCCACACCCACUUCUGCGCCUUCCACGUUGAGCAAACCGUCAAGAAGGCGCGCGUCUCCCGCGCCGAAGUCAACAGCAUGACCAGCCUCUUCUCGCCGCCGAAAAAAGGCACCCUCAAGCCCCGGAAGUUCCUCAGCGCGCGCGGUGCAGGCGGCCGCGCAAAGGAACGCGACGACGGCCUCCUCCAAGAAGGUCCCAUCGCCGACGUACCGCAGCGUCUCGGCGGCGCAGGCGGCAACAUCUUUGUCGCUCCCGGCCGCUCCACCGCCGCCCUCCUCGACGACGAAGACUACCUUGCCAGCAACUUCUCGCGCGGCACCAAGGAGGACCGCCUUCACAAGCGUCUCGAGGACGGCAAGCGCGAGCGCGAGCUUACAAAACGCAUAAUCGAGUCCCAGGGUCGCGAGGGCGGCUUGGGCGCUCAGUACCUUCGCACCCGCAUCGGAGACACAGCGAGCGAUAAGGAACGGGCGGCUACCCGUGCCCGCGAGGCGGCGGAUCGGAAACAAGUAUCGGAGUCCCUCUCAUCGCUCCGCAACAACAGCGCCCGCGACAUUCGACUAUCGCCGAUUAAGCGGAAGCGCGCAGGAACUAUGGGCUCCGCCCCGGUGGUGAAGAAGACAAGGUUUGCGCCUGCGCCUACGCCGGUGCCGGUGCGGGCGAAUGCCAUUGAUGAUGAUGAUCUGGAUAUUGUCCAUGAGUAAAAUGAUUGUGAUGCGAUACCCGGGGAGUUUUUUUUGGCGCUUUUAUUUUCGAGAGAGGGAGAGGAAUGGGG
This is a messenger RNA of Tricharina praecox, 2417 nucleotides long. RefSeq lists its product as uncharacterized. The record is from RefSeq and is a predicted model, not a curated record. Gene Ontology annotation, cellular component: nucleus; replication fork protection complex. The coding region runs from base 202 to 2346 and encodes 714 amino acids. Gene Ontology annotation, biological process: DNA replication initiation; DNA replication. NCBI's taxonomy places the organism in Eukaryota, Fungi, Ascomycota, Pezizomycetes, Pezizales, Pyronemataceae. Gene Ontology annotation, molecular function: DNA replication origin binding; single-stranded DNA binding. The transcript is spliced from 3 exons.